GCUGCACGAGUUCCAUCCUGUUUCUUUCCUCUGCUUCCCUGGAGUUUAAAACUUCUUUGAAAACACCAUCGAAAACACCACCGGCCCCAGGCCCUGCUGGUCUCAAGCUUCCUGCUCCGGUGCAGAAGAAAGCACGAGGGAGCCCGUGGACGGCACUUGGGGGGCCCGCCCUGCAGGCCCACGCCCCGCUGAGGCUGGAGCCACUGGUUGGCACCACAGCUGGCCCCAGGAAGCACCAGGCUGGCCACUGGAGGGGAUAAAAUGGCAAGACCGUGCCCUGCCUUCAGAUACCCACCAGCCUCCACUCCCUCCUAGUCCCAUCAGGAACCAUCGAUCCUGGUCUCCCCCGCCCCCAGCCUUGCCGACGGUCCCCGCCACUGACGCAUCACCAUGGCAGCCCUGAUUGCAGAGAACUUCCGCUUCCUAUCACUCUUCUUCAAGAGCAAGGACGUAAUGAUUUUUAAUGGGCUGGUGGCACUGGGCACAGUGGGCAGUCAGGAGCUGUUCUCCGUGGUGGCUUUCCACUGCCCUUGCUCACCUGCCCGGAACUACCUGUACGGGCUGACAGCCAUCGGUGUGCCGGCCCUGGCGCUCUUCCUCAUCGGGGUCAUCCUCAACAACCACACCUGGAACCUAGUCGCAGAGUGCCAGUACCGGAGGACCAAGAACUGCUCGGCCGCCCCCAACUUCCUCCUCCUCAGCUCCAUCCUGGGCCGUGCAGCUGUGGCCCCUGUCACCUGGUCUGUCAUCUCCCUGCUUCGAGGUGAGGCCUACGUGUGUGCUCUCAGCGAGUUUGUGGACCCAUCCUCCCUCACAGCCGGGGAGAAGGGCUUCCCACCAGCCCAUGCCACCGAAAUCCUGUCCAGGUUCCCUUGCGGGGAGGGCCCUGCCAACAUGUCGGGCUUCCGGGAGGAGGUCACCCGCAGGCUCAAGUAUGAGUCCCAGCUCUUCGGGUGGCUGCUCAUCGGCGUGGUGGCCAUCCUGGUGUUCCUGACCAAGUGCCUCAAGCACUACUGCUCGCCGCUCAGCUACCGCCAGGAGGCCUACUGGGCGCAGUACCGCGCCAGCGAGGACCAGCUCUUCCAGCGCACGGCGGAGGUGCACUCCCGGGUGCUGGCCGCCAACAACGUGCGCCGCUUCUUCGGCUUCGUGGCUCUCAGCAAGGAGGACGAGGAGCUGGUGGCCAGGUUCCCGGUAGAAGGCACACAGCCUCGGCCGCAGUGGAAUGCCAUCACCGGUGUCUAUCUGUACCGCGAGAACCUGGGCCUCCCGCUCUACAGCCGCCUGCACAAGUGGGCCCAGGGUCUGACGGGCAACGGGGCAGCGCCCGAGACCGUGGAGAUGGCCCCGCUCGCCUCCUAGGGGUCUGGUCCCCACCCUCUCUGCAGGGACGGUACUUGGUCUCAAACUGAACUCCAUGCCUGCUCCCACCAGCAUCAGAAGGGUUUUUUUUUCCCACUUGGGGGGGAAACAGGCCAGGAGCCAGGAGCACAAAGUAGCUUGGGGUGUGGAGAGUGAGCAGACAGUGGGGUCCACUCCAACAGGAAGGCCCCAGCUCUGAGGAAAUCCCCUCUCCCGCUGACAGCAACCACUCAGUCAACAGCUUGAGAGAAAAGACCCUUCUGUAGAACUGGUCCUUCCGUAACUAUGAUGUGGACGACCUUUUACUGAUGGGACUCCGAGCCUUGGCAGCCCUGGCCAGCGGAGCCAGGUGACAGGGAAGCUCACCAGCAGACGCCUCGUGCGGGACACCGUGUGGUUAAUGUACACAUGACUGACGUGGUUACCUGGCUCAGGGGCGCUCAGCCCGGAGAUGCCCUCCAACAUCUGGCUUUAUUUUAUAUACUUCAAUUUUUGAUAAAGUUUUUCUUAGUACAAAGCACUAGCUUGGUGUCUGCAUGAUUGGAUGGGCCAUGCCACAGUAGGCUGGUAGUCAUGGAGACAGGCCCGAAUCCCAUCCCCUUUGUGGGAGGGGUGGGGGACAGAGAGACCCUGGGUGAGAUUAAAAUGGAUAGGAGGGAGGACAGGGGUAAAGGGAAAAAGCCAAGUGUUGGGAAGGCCCUAUGGCUGAUGAUGUCUUGACAAUUAGAUUCAGUUAUCUGAUUUGAUUUGAGGAGGUGAAACCUGGCCUUUCUCAGAGGGAAAAUUGGCUUCAAUUUCAUGAGUCAGAAGAUUGCACACUUGUAUGGCAGACUGGCUCCUACAGUCUGUGCUAACGCCCAAAAACCAGGACAGCCUCAGCUGGGCCUCUCCCCCCAUCCACACACGCCCACCCUUGUCUGGUCACCUCCCCCACCUCUAAAACCUUUGAUGCUCUCCCUGUCCUGCUUCCCAGCAUUCGACCCAGUCACUUCCCAUGGAAAAGCUCUCCCACUCUCAGGGCACAUAAAGCUCUCUGCCAAAGAAAACAUUUAACCCCCUUAAGAACAAGCUGAACAGGAACUGGCUUCAACAACUACAGGGUCUGCGCUGGUGUCCAAGAAUUCUGAAACAUACAGGAUUAUUACGAUCAAAGGAGACAGAGUCCAUCUUUCUAGGAAGUUUACAAGGGUCACAGGGAGGUAUGGGUGUAGUGGACCCAUCCUGUCCCCAUUCCCUCCAGUCUCAAGGAAAACCAUCAAUGCCCUCCACCCAGCAACCUCUUCCCAGAGGAGCCACAAGGAGAAACCGUGCAGUUCUUCCCAGCUCACACAGCAUGGCAGUCUACACCCUAACCAAGCCUCCUACCCGCAGGCCCUGUGGCAGCACACAAACAUACAUUCUCAUUCCAUCCACAGAACAACUCUUCAGAGUAGGACUUUUUGUCCCCAUUUCAACAAAUAAGACACCCACCCUGGAGACCUUAGAUAAUCGGGGCCUGGUGAGCCUGGGAGGAAACACCACCAGGUAAUUUAAGCUAAUACCUAUGGCUUUCCUCUCAAAUGGCCCGGCUCCCCAAUGGUCCUUCUCCCCAAAGGGGUCUGCCUUUGUCCUCCUGUCCCAGCCUCAUGUACUCCACAAAAGGGCACAAGAACUAGCUGAGCUCAGGUUGAGGGAAUGCCCAGAGACUCCGAGAUCUAGGGGAGAAGGCCCGCUCCCUGGGCUCUGCUGACUCUCUCUGGCUGGACCAAGAGGCUGCCAGGGCCAAAGAGGGAUCCUGACCACAAGAUCGUCAGGAGUCAGCCCCUCCAUUCCUCCUCCCCAGGAAACCCCCAAGAGGGAGAGAGUCUUCGCUCUUUUAGGAGUCCAAGAGCCUGCUGUUUAUAGCAACCUCAGAAAAAGGGAAAAUGGGCACCUGGAUAGCUCAGUCAGU
This is a messenger RNA of Enhydra lutris kenyoni (northern sea otter), 3292 nucleotides long. Its product is annotated as calcium homeostasis modulator family member 2. The record is from RefSeq and is a predicted model, not a curated record. Lineage: Eukaryota; Metazoa; Chordata; Mammalia; Carnivora; Mustelidae. Gene Ontology annotation, molecular function: monoatomic cation channel activity. The coding region runs from base 391 to 1362 and encodes 323 amino acids. The transcript is spliced from 3 exons.